AUGCUCCGCCACACCGCGCGUCGCAUGUCGAGCCUAUCGAGUUUCACCGGGAUCGAGGUCGACCCUUACACGGCGAAGUCGAUGUUCUUGUUUGGGUUCAUCGCGUCUGUUGGAUUCUUGUCAGUCUACUCCGUAAAGGAGACGAAGAAGGCGGGGCCGAUUGAGUUGCCGGAGGAGCUGGAAGCGCAGCGGCGGCGACACAAUGAUCCGCGGCGACCGCCGUGGCCGCUGCUGCACCAGCGCGUCGUGUUGCUCCGAGAGGGCAAAGGCGCGCCGGAGGAUAUCGCGCUUAUGUGGGAGCAGACGAAACAUUACUACCCGGCGGACUGGCUGAUUCCCCUGGAGCUCACGCAGGUGCUCAAGUACUCGAGCGGGAAGUACCUGCAGACGUAUGUGGCAGAUCCGGACGAGAUGCGCAAGGAGGUGCUGAUGCAGCUGCUAAACGUCAAGUACGGCCGUGUCAGUGAUCCCAACGGCGGGCGGGUGAACAAGGACGUCGAGGAGAUCAUCUCUAUGGCGGUCGACGACCUGGAAAACAUGGACCUGAACCCGUCCGCGGACGCGGUGCUCAUCCCGACCCACACGUGA
This is a messenger RNA of Leishmania mexicana MHOM/GT/2001/U1103, 588 nucleotides long. RefSeq lists its product as hypothetical. The transcript has a single exon. The record is from RefSeq and is a predicted model, not a curated record. NCBI's taxonomy places the organism in Eukaryota, Euglenozoa, Kinetoplastea, Trypanosomatida, Trypanosomatidae. The coding region runs from base 1 to 588 and encodes 195 amino acids.